Danio rerio (zebrafish) is the source of this 2691-nucleotide messenger RNA. Lineage: Eukaryota; Metazoa; Chordata; Actinopteri; Cypriniformes; Danionidae. The record is from RefSeq and is a predicted model, not a curated record.
UCUUGUUGUUAUAGUGACGGGUAUUGUUGACGUGACUCCAAUGGAGGAUCAACAGGUUUAGAUUAGUUGUUGUGAUCAGGAUCUGGCUGGGAUGGAGGUGGUUCAUUCUGCCCCUGAGACGUUCUCCAGGACUGUAAAGAGGAAAAACCCACUUCCUCUAAGCCAACUGCUGGAGGACACCAGAACGAUUGCAACUGUCCCUAAUCACCUUUUGGAAACAAAGGUGUUUACCACAUUGAAGAGUAACAGUGUAGUUCAGGCCGAGCCAUCAGAACUGCAUUUCAGUGGCUUUGAAGUAGGAAAAGAUUAUAAGAAGAUCCUGAAACUUGUCAAUGUUUCCUCGGACGUGCUGAGUGUCCACAUUUUACCACCUCAGACAAAGGAAUUCCAAAUAAAGUACACCAAAAAGUGCCGACUAGUCCCGGGUCUUGCUUACACUGUUACAGUGUUUUUUCGACCAGACGAGUGGCGUUACUUUUCUGAUAACAUUAGGAUUCAUGGCAAGGGAGAAGAGAACUUACUGGUUCCCGUUCAUGCAUAUCCUGUUAUCAAUGACCUUCACAUCCCAUCUCACAUUAGUCUUCCCCCAGUGCCGCUUGGACAGAGUACAACUCAUGUGAUUCCACUAAGCUGCAGUUGUCCAGUAGACUUUGAGUUCCAAGUGCACUGCCUUCAGCCCCAUAAGGCCUUUACUGUUAGACCACUUUCAGGGAUCAUUCCUGCAAAUGGAAAGACUGUGUUGAAAGUGACAUUUACCCCUUUGCGGUAUGGAACUGCGGACAUCACACUGCAGCUGAUCAUCUCUCAGUUCAACUCUAAACCUGUCAUCUGGACUGUGACGGGCUCUUCAACACCAUACCUGCUGCUUAGUAAGCCGGAUGGAAAUGGUGACGAGGAAGAGGAUUUUGCUGACGAGCAGAAGACUUAUGGAAAAUAUCCGACCCUAACAUCCCAUCCUAAGCUUAAAAUGACUCCCUACUUGGAUAAGGGCAGCAAAAAGAAGACCAAACCUGUUCCACAACUCCAGGUUUCCACCACAGAUGUCAGCACUCACGCCGGACUGGUUAAAAUGCUUCUCCAGCCACAAGACAAAAUGAGAUUUAAGGACCUCCGGGAGGCCAUGUCUUAUACCAAGGUUGCAGACCAAACAAGAGAAAUGAAGGAAGCUGCGUUUUUAAAGAGGGUCCAACAAAAGGAGGAGAAAGGCAAUGCUAUUCGAUGGCAAGUUGAUUUGGGUGAUGAUCCGUGUUCAACGGAACUAAAACUUAAAAUUUUGAAGGAGCAAGAUGAGGCAGUUGCUGUAUACAAACUAAAAUACAGUGGUGAGUCAGUGGCUAUUUCCAGACCUUCAACUAAACUUUUCUCACGGAGAGUUUUGCGUCAUGUUGGACAGGUCCCAGCAUGCACUGCUGUUUUCAGCCGCUAUGGAACUGGCCAGCUGGAGGUCAGACAGAGAGCGCUCAGACUCUUUCAGCAGGCUGCUCGCAAGGUUGUUCUUCAAUGUCGGAUGAACAAGAGGCUGGUGUCUCUGAGAGAGCUUGUUCGCAAAACUAGGAGUCAGCAGGGAAACAAUGAAUCAGAUCUGGAUGAGAAGUCCUGCCUUUUUAUACUUACUCCAGAAAAAAUCAGACCCUUCUCCUUCAAAACCUUUAUAUCUGAAGACCAGGCUGACAAACCUGCUGCGAAAGCAUUUCGUCACGUUCCUGCAAAAACGCCUGAAGCAGAUAUGAAACUCAGGACUCCAUUGUUCACUCUAAAAGUGCCCCAGCAAUACAGACUGAUGGGUUAUCAGCCAUUAUCUGCCUAUGAAGCAGCAGCAUCAUAUAUUCCUCCUGAGCUGAGUAGGCCUUUACGCACUGGAGCACAGGACGAGCUGUUUCCUGUGGUGACAUGUACAUCUGUAGAUCUCAGUGAGGAUGAGGAAGAGAAAAACCCACAGGAAGAUGAUAGAGCAGAUCUGAGUUUAAAUCCCACCCUCAGUUUCUGUGCACCUGAAACACUCCUAAAACCACCCAGAGCUCACCCUUUACGGAUCUUUAAUCCUGCUCCUCAUGUUCAUGCCUUCAAAGCAGCUCCGCUUUACCUGGAGACUGACCUGGACUUUUAUUUGUGUCCGCUGCCUCGAUACACCAUCACUAGCGCCAAUGUCAGAGGUGUGGACAAUACAACAAAGAAGAAAGUUCUAAAUAGACAGGAUAUAAUCAAAGGGAUUAUGACAUGGAAGAAGUUUCCCUCUAUGGCAUUGAAAAGUUUAUCCAAUAUUUCGACUCUAAAAAUCGACUGCAUCCCACACAUGUCUGACAUGCUGCCUAUGGAGGCUCCUCCAGUGCUUCAGAAUCUGCCCGACAAUAUCAGAGAUGAGAUUCAGUCUGGAGUGUCUGAGAGCUCGGAGCUCCGUCUCACUCCAGAGAUGGUUGAAGCAGAGUUCAGUCUGUCUGAAAGAUCUUCAGCCACGUCUGUUAAACAGGAACCAGUUGAAGGCAAUAGUCCCACAACUCCAGCAGCAAGACCCAUAUCUGCAGAAAUAACCACAAGAGACACACACGGGCAGCUGCCGGAGUCGACACUCACCAAACUGAGAGCAAGAGUGCUGAAUAGAUUCAAAGACUUCAAAUCUACUGGAAAAUGAAGAUGGGCCUCAUCAUGUGACCAUAAAUAGCAGUUUUAUUAUAAAAUAAAAUGUAGAAAAUA